AUGUCAUCCAUGCUUGCUAAUACUGUUAUUGCCCUUACAGAAUCCAUAAAAUGUAUGCUCAAUUUCAACUGUCCGCCGUCCACCACUGAUGUUCCCCAAUGGAAGGUGCUAAUCUACGAUCAGUUUGGUCGAGAUAUCAUAUCCCCUCUACUAACAGUGAAAGAGCUCCGUGCACUCGGGGUAACCCUACAUCUCCUGUUGGAUUCGGCACGUGAAAAUAUCCCCGAUGUACCGGCCAUUUAUUUCGUGUAUCCAUCGAAAGAUAACAUAUUGAGGAUAUGCAAGGAUUUCGAAGCAGAUCGUUACGAGUCUUAUUACUUGAACUUCAUCAGCCCAAUAUCACGUGAACUACUUGAAUCGAUCGCACAAACUGCUCUGUCCGAGGACUGUGUUCAACGUAUCACGAAGGUGUUCGAUCAGUACACGAACUUCAUCUGCCUCGAAGAUGAUCUAGUAGUGCUCAAACAACCGACAACACAGUCGCCAUCUUAUUAUGCCUUGAAUCGGGCCAAAGCGUCCGACGCAGAUGUCGAAGCUGUGGUAGAUACCAUUGUGGAUGGUCUCUUCUCCAUGUUUGCCACACUCGGCGUUAUCCCCAUCAUCCGUUGUCCAAAAGGUGACGCCUCCGAGAUGGUAGCGACCCGGUUGGAGUCGAAAUUACGCGACAGUCUACGUGACUCGCGUAACUCCCUUUUUCUCAGUUCGGAGGCAAGUCGCACCGGGAUAAGCUCCUCUGCAUUGUACGGUGGCCGGGAUGGUUCAACUGCUGGUGAUCAUCGUACAGGAGGUUCAACGUUCCCAACACUGUUUCAGCGUCCUUUGCUUGUGUUAUUGGAUCGCAAUCUGGACCUGGCCACUCCUUUGCAUCAUGAGAUGUCCUAUCAAAGUUUGGUACAUGAUAUUUUUAAUAUCCGACUAAACCGUGUCCAAGUAGAUCUCGAGUUGGCCAAAGAGACCCCAACAACUGAAGGGCAAGAAUCUGGCGACAUCCAAACGAGGACAACCCCUGCAAAAAAGAAGUCGGGAAAAUUGGAACAAUACGAUCUGUCCACGAACACCGAUCGCCUUUGGCGCGAAUUCAAAGGUGCUGCCUUCUCCGACGUGGCUGAGGCCAUUCGCGAGGAGGUGACCACAUUGCGUAGCUACGAGAAACGUAUGGGCGAGCUCCGCUCAGCAAUGGGUCUGUCUGGUGAAACCGGUCAUGUGGCCGAUUCGACUUUGACCUUACUGGACGACAAUACGGCUCGAUUGACCAGUGCUGUCAGUUCUUUACCCCAACUGAUGGAACGAAAGCGUUGUUUGGACAUGCAUACCAAUAUUGCCACUUGUCUGGCGAAUGUGAUCACACGACGUCAGUUGCACGUGUUUGCUGAAGAGGAGGAUAAGCUGAUUUCCAAACAAAGCACGGCGCAGAGCAAUCUCAAGAAUUUUAACACCAUGCUGGACGUAAGACCCCAUGUUUUUGGUUCUAAUCCACUGACCUCAACUACUUCUGGGUCUGCUGGUGGUGCUGGUGGCCCCACCGGGUCUGGGGGUGGUGCGAUUGAAUUUUGUCUGUCCGACAGUGAGGUGAAUCAGUUAAAAAAUCAGCUAAAGGAGGCCUGUCCAGAGCUGGAUUUGAGCGCUGUGGACUACGUACAACACCUGCGGCGUUUAUCCCGGAUGGGUAAUCUUAGUGAUCCUUCCGGCAUGAAAUCCAAUGCCAGUCGUAGCAUGCUGAAUAAGCUGGUCUCUCAUGGAUCUGCUAUCUUCCUCACCGGAAUGCGGCAUCUGAUUGGCCGAAAAUCGUAUUUACCGUUUACUCGAAUCGUUUCGCAACUAAUGGAGAACAAAAGCGGACCCGAGGUAGAAGAAUAUCGGUACUUUGAUCCGAAACUCUUCCGUCGUCAAAAUGCGUGA
This is a messenger RNA of Echinostoma caproni, 1899 nucleotides long. NCBI's taxonomy places the organism in Eukaryota, Metazoa, Platyhelminthes, Trematoda, Plagiorchiida, Echinostomatidae. The record is from the annotation of a GenBank genome assembly.